UAUCUUUAUCUUAACCACAUUAAUAUAUAUAUAUAAAAAAAAUCUAUGAUGAAGGUAAUUGAGCACGAGCAUCCAUUGAAGCUCGUUGAUUUGCAGGUGAAUGUUGAAGAUGUAGACGACAAAUCUGAUGAUGAAGAGGAGAAGGAGGAGGAUUUGGUUCCACAAGAUGAGUUUUCGUGUACUUGUAAGCGGUGCGACGAAGAUAUCAACGGGUAUUACAGGUACAACUAUAAAUGUAUACAUGAUUCAUGUGAUUUCGCUCUUCAUAAAUUCUGUGCAGAGCUUCCAGAAACAUUAAAACACGCAACACAUCCACAUCCUUUUAUCCUCCGUACUAUUGACGAAGAUUGGACGUGCGUUAAUUGUCUAAGAGGCCACAAGCCAGGUGCAUGCUAUGAGUGUAUAUGUUGUUAUUGGUUGAGGAAGGAUGUAAAUUGUGUUGUGGAAGUAGACAAAAGGAGGAUCUACCACCCUAGUCACCCACACCCACUAGUGUCUCUGUGUUACAAACCCAUUUUAUGUCAGUGUAAUGCUUGCGGGAAGGAACACAAAGGCGUCUUCUUUCAAUGUACCGCAUGUCCUAACUUCGCCAUACACAACGAUUGUGCUUUCCUGCCAAAACGUUUGUUAAUCCAACAUGCUACAAACGCCGUUUUCAGCCAUACCCAUCCACUCAUCCUUUCUUAUUCUUUCCCAAUAGAAGAGCAAAUAGCUAAAUAUUUUCCUAGAUGCAGAGUAUGUGAUGGUGCUUUUUAUUCCAAUAAGGAUAUUUGGAUAUACAAAUGCGAGAAAUGUAUAUACUAUGCCCAUCUAGAUUGUGCAACAUCAAGAAGAGAGUCAUUCAUGUCCAUCCUGUCUAUUGGUGGAGAGCAACCCUUAAAGAAUUAUAAAGAUGUCGACUACCCUAAUCUUCUUCGUUUACCAUUUCCAGAUGAAACCUGUAGCAUACCCAAACAUUUAUUUUUUAAAAAACUUGGGCCUGCUGAUUAUGGUAAUCAUGAGGUAAGCGUACAACAUAUGAAUCAUCAACAUGAGUUAAUUUUAGUUGACACAGCUGGAAGCAUUGGGUCAACCUCCUCCUCAAAGAUCAUGUGUCAUAACCCAAUGAAAAAGAUAGAAUUAUUAUGCAACGGUUGUGUGAGACCAAUCAUGGAGAUGCCGUUCUACAAGUGUCGGGCCAAAGAAGAUGAGAACUGCAACUUUGAUCUUCAUGAAUGGUGUACUCGGCGGCUUCCAACAAAAGUAGACAACCACCCAGGUCACCCACAACAUCCCCUCCUUCUAAUGACAAACAUCCCCAAUAUGUUUAACAUAUUUCAUUGUGGAGUUUGCCUCUUAGAUUGCAAUGGCUUUGCUUAUGGUUGUGUCGAAUGUGGAUUUUACGUUGAUGUUACCUGUGGGUUUAUGCCUGAAAGAAUCACACAUGAAUCUCACCCAAAUCAUCUUCUUUCAAUAGUUAAGGAGAAUCAGCCCAAUGGAAGGGGGUGUCUUGUGUGUCGCUUAUACGUAAAUUAUGAUAAGUUGAGUUACAGUUGCAGCUUUUGUGAUGUGAAUAUUCAUCCGCGGUGUGCUUUGUUAUUGCCUAAGAGAAUUAGGCACCCUUAUGACAAACAUCCAAUGCACAUCAGCUACCUCCCGAUUGAGAAUCACAAGAGUGAAUAUUUUUGUGAAAUUUGUGAGGAAGAAUUGAAUCCUCAUAGUUGUUUCUAUCAUUGUGAUGAGUGUAGUCAAUCAGUGCAUUCUGAUUGUGCUCCUUUAAUACUUCAGUCUGAAACAGAAACCCAUUCCGAAUUUAGAAGAGGUGUCUAUUGGUUUUUAAAUAUGAAGUUUGGGAGCAUUCAUAAGAAGACUGAUGGUCACCCACAUCCGCUAACAUUUGCCCAAGGGAUUGAGAGUGAUGGUGGAUGCAGUGUGUGUGCUGAGGAAUUGCAGUACAAGAUGAUACUUAGGUGUUCCGAGUGUGAGUUUGCAGUUCAUCGCCGUUGUUUUGAAGAAUUGAACAAGUCAUGAAGGUGCAGUGUAUGUUUCAUCUUCCAUGUGCUUUGAAGGCAGACAGACAGACAACCUAUCUAUCUUAUCUACUUAAUUCCCACUAUCAAUCAAAGUUAAUAAUAUCUUGUACAAUAAGUAUUGUCGCUACUUUUUCUUGUAUAUCUUUUAUAUGUGCAAUGAAAAAAUACAUGGCAUUUGUGUGUUCA
Messenger RNA from Helianthus annuus (common sunflower), 2198 nucleotides. RefSeq lists its product as uncharacterized. NCBI's taxonomy places the organism in Eukaryota, Viridiplantae, Streptophyta, Magnoliopsida, Asterales, Asteraceae. The transcript has 2 exons. The record is from RefSeq and is a predicted model, not a curated record. The coding region runs from base 46 to 2010 and encodes 654 amino acids.